AUGGCUCGUCUCUUAUCCUCCAGCCUGGUCGCAACACUCCUAGUCUCACAAGUUCUCAGCAACCCCAUCAUCCCCAAACGCCAGGAACCCUCAUACAGCAAACCACUAGGUCACUCCAUCGCCAUAGCACAAGCAUCUACCAGCAACGACAGCAUCGUCCCCGAAUCCCUGACCUGGUCCGAGGAUGAACUCUCCCAAUAUCUCUCCUUCAACUCCUCAUCUACCCUCGACCCGUCCAACAACUUCACCCGCAGCAGCCCCCAAUACCGAGACCACCACUCCAAACGCUUCAUAGACGGCGCCGACAACCGCUACGAAUUCGACAGCAAGGACUACCCCUACCGCUCCAUCGGCAAGCUCGCCUGGUCCAAUGGUGUCUACUGCUCCGGCGCCCUCAUCGGCCCUCGCCACGUGCUGACCGCAAAGCAUUGCUACGUCGCCAACACCCCUGGUACUUUCUCCCCCGGCUUCGACAACGGCGAACCUUUCGGCCACGCGGACGUUACUGUCGCCAUAAUGUCUUCGUAUGAAUGGGGUACGCCUUGCGGCUGGAAGAAUGACUGGAUGGUUCUUGUAUUGAACAAACGACUAGGCGACAAGCUGGGCUAUUUCGGCGCCAAGUUGCCGGACAAGAGGUUAGAAGACAAACCGAUUUUCGAGCAUGUGGGCUAUCCAGGCGACAAGGGUGGGAAUGAGCCGUAUCGAGUUGAUGGAAACACGAUUGAGAGUUCACGGCCUUGGGAUUGUGAUGCGACGGGGCCGUAUUACACUGCUACGGACUGUGCGGGUGGACAGAGUGGUGGACCGCAUUGGCAGCCGAAGGGUGUAGCCGGAGCGGAUGGACAUUAUAUUUGGGGGACUUUGUCAGUGACGAUUGAUUAUGGGAAUGGAGUGGCGGCGAGUGGGUGGGGGAGUGGAGAUUUGAUGUUGGGUGCAAUUAGGCAGGCGAGGAGGAAUUAUCCUUAA
Messenger RNA from Fulvia fulva, 966 nucleotides. RefSeq lists its product as uncharacterized. The transcript has a single exon. Gene Ontology annotation, molecular function: serine-type endopeptidase activity. Bases 1 to 966 code for a protein of 321 amino acids. Lineage: Eukaryota; Fungi; Ascomycota; Dothideomycetes; Mycosphaerellales; Mycosphaerellaceae. Gene Ontology annotation, biological process: proteolysis. The record is from RefSeq and is a predicted model, not a curated record.